AACGCAGGAUUGUUAUGGUAUUUGUAAUCUCUCCUCUUUCUUCUUCUUUUAGUAAAUGCAAGGGACGCAAGUUAGUUGAAAAGAAACUUCAUCUUCAUGGAACUUAUCCAAUAUCGUUGCUUAUGAGCACAGAUAUAGAAGCUAGUCUAUUGAUAUUAAGCAACGGUCACGGAGAAGACAAAGUUUCUGCAUCCGUAGCCAGAAGAUUGAUUGAAAUUUCGAGGGACUUUUCUGUAAAAGUUUCUAUCAGCGUAUUACCUCUUGUAGGGAAUGGUUCUGCGUACUUUGGUAUGACGCAAGUUGUCCACUUUGCAGGUCCAGUGAAGGAGUUCCCGUCUGGUGGUUUCGUCAACCAUAGGCCACUAGUUUUCUUGAGAGAUAUCAGAGAAGGUCUUCUCGGACUCACGUAUUCACAGUUUCAAACAGUCUCCAAAUGGAGAUCAAAUAGUGUCGGAAUUAAGCUUAUUUUGGCUGUAGGAGAUGUUUGGCCUCUGUUUCUUGCUACACAAGCGAAAACUCCUCUUAUUUUCAUUGGAACCGCGAAAUCAGAAUAUUAUGUGAGAGAUGAAAGUGGACCUCUUCGACGAAGGAAUUUUCUGGAAGAGACAGAGAGUCUUUUAUCAUCAGUUUAUUACCCAUGGGAGAGAACUUUAUUGAAACAGGCCCUUGCUAUUUAUCCUCGAGAUGCUCUUACCGCUUUUUAUCUUGCGAAAUGUGGUCUAACUAACGUGAAGUAUUUUGGUAAUCCAAUGAUGGACGAUCUAGAACCUAGUGGAAAGCUCUUAUCAAAGAUACAUGCUUCCAUGUUCCUAUCCAAUGUUUUACAGUGUUGUGGAAGUUAUCGUAUUGUUCUUCUUCCAGGUUCGAGACAGGAGGAGAUGUAUAGAAACAUGGACAAGCUCCUGUCUUCUAUAAAGGAUUUCGCACAAGAGAAUCGAGCUUUAUUUCUUUUAUCUUGUCCCUCUUCUGCUUCACCUGUACUAAUAGAUCCUAUUAUUUGCCGUUGGGGUUGGUCGUGCCGGUCGAACACAACCUCUAUUAUGGAAUAUCAGCUCGAAUCAAGCGGUUUGCUUGUCAGUUUUGAGGAGUUUUCAGAUUGCAUACAUUUUUCUUCGGUUGGAGUGGCAAUGGCUGGAACCGCGACAGAACAACUGGUUGGAAUUGGGAAGCCAGUUAUAACAUUUCCAGGAGAAGGACCUCAGUUCACAUACUCCUUUGCAGAGGUAUAUCCUUUAUUCAUUUUCAAUUGCAUUAUUUAGUCAAAUUUUAGGCACAAAAGAGACUUUUAGGUAAAUCUGUGUUUUUUCUUGAAGAUACAAGUCAAGUCAAAGCACUCCUACAAGAGUUGUGUAUGAUGAGCAGAGGCCUAAGGAACAAAUUUGUUGAAAACGGGACCAGGAGAUUGGGAACUCCUGGAGCUUCCAAGAAAAUUGCCCAUGAUAUUGUUAAUAUUAUUCGGAAAAUGAGAGAAUAGGAACCAACUCAACCGACAUAUGAGAUAGUAACCCAAAAGUAUCUCUUGGAGAUCUCGUCAAUGUCGUCCUGUUUUAUACGCCUACAAUUGCUUAUGAUCAGUUUCUCCAGUGACUUCAAUUUAGCCAUAACGUUUUUGAGUAUUACACGAGAAAGAUGCUCGCUGUCAGUUAUACACAACUGUUUUAGAAAUGGAGCAAACUGCCCUAUAGCAAGGAGGAUACUGGGGAUCUUCGACUCUUCAACAGUGC
Messenger RNA from Galdieria sulphuraria, 1724 nucleotides. RefSeq lists its product as hypothetical. The record is from RefSeq and is a predicted model, not a curated record. Bases 15 to 1259 code for a protein of 414 amino acids. Lineage: Eukaryota; Rhodophyta; Bangiophyceae; Galdieriales; Galdieriaceae. The transcript is spliced from 5 exons.